Molecule: messenger RNA, 2400 nt
Organism: Penaeus vannamei (Pacific white shrimp)
Lineage: Eukaryota; Metazoa; Arthropoda; Malacostraca; Decapoda; Penaeidae
Source: RefSeq, a predicted model, not a curated record
GUCCCGGCCACCCUCCGCGACCUGUACACGAGAAGCGGCUUGUCUUCCAGCUCUCCCUCAGCGGCCUCUCCUGCGUCGCCCCUUGACCUGAGCAGGUACACCCUGCCGUCGCUGCGUCAGUACGAGUUAGCACAGCAAAUGGUGACGCAGCAGGGGGCCGUCAACAAGCUGCUAGGAUCCCUCCGCCCCCCCGGCAUGAUCGGGGGCUCGAAGCCCAAGGUGGCGACCCCGCAGGUGGUCAACAAGAUCGAGCAGUACAAGCGCGAGAACCCGACCAUCUUCGCGUGGGAGAUCCGCGAGAAGCUCAUCUCGGAGAGCGUCUGCACCAACUCCACGGCGCCCUCCGUGUCCUCCAUCAACAGGAUCCUCAGGAACCGGGCGGCAGAGCGAGCGGCUGCCGAGUUCGCACGGGCGGCUGGCUAUGGCCUGUACAACCCUUACGCCUUUCCCUGGGCCAACCCCGCCCUCCUGUCGCCACUCGCCGCCGCCCUCCCUCUUCACGCCGCCGCCGAGAACGCGGGCGCGGCGAAGGACAGCGCGGGCGCCCAUUCCGACGGGGAAGGCGGCGGAUCCCACAAGGACUCGCCCACCCAGCUGUCGCCCUCGGACCUCCACAGCUCCUCCUCGCAGAGCACCAACGAAGUCCGCUUCCGACGCAACCGGACGACCUUCACCGCCGAUCAGCUGGACGAGCUGGAGAAGGAGUUCGAGAAGACGCACUAUCCGGAUCUGCCGACGAGGGAGAGGCUGGCCGAGAAGACGCUGCUGUCGGAGGCGAGAGUCCAGACGGGCCAAAUGGAGGCGCCACCAGCAGCUAAGCGUGCUCCGCCCCUACUCCUCCUCCGACGACCCUCUCCCCCACUCCCCGAGGACGACCUCGCCUUACUCCGAGGGCGUGUCGAGCCCCGACAUGCGCCGCUCCCCGACCCCCCCGUCCCCGUGCCCCGCGUCAGCCCCCCUGGCGGCGCCUCCGUCGUCGUCCGGCAGCCGGCCGAGCCCCGGGGGCUGUGCCUCCCCCACCAGCCCCUCCAGCGCCUGCUCCACCACCACCACCACCACCACCUCGGCGCCGGCAGGAGGUUCCACCCCUGGCGGCCAGUCGGCGGCGCUGGGGCGGCGCUCCCCGCGGCCGGCCUCGACCUCUCCGCCGCCCCCCUCCCCUGGGGCGCACCCUCGCCUGCUCUCACCCCUUCCCCAACCUCCGCCUUCACCCGCAUCGGCCGCCGCCCUCAACCUCUCCAUGCCGCACCCGCUGCCCCACGCCCAUCUCCGCCACAGCCCGCCCAUCUCGACCUCAGCCCACCUGGGCGCCUGAGCAGCCGCCGCCGCCGCCCUUGCUGCCAGCCAGCCUGCUCUCGCUGCCCCAGUACCCAGGCUUCUCACUCGGGCGUGACCUCACUCUCACGCCCAUCAACCUCUCCAGCGCCCACGCCCGUGAGAUCAUGGCCGCCCAGGCUCGCUGCCUGCUCAAGUCGGCCGCCCAGAGCGCCCACUAUAAGGACGAGGAGGAGGAGGAGGACAGCGACAUCGAGAUCGACCUCGACGCGAAGGAGGACAAGGAGAAGGAAGAGGAGGAGGAGGAGGAGGAGGAGGUGGUCGAGGCGCAGGACCUGAGCGUCAAGAGGAGAAGGACGGAGAGCGAGGAGAAGGAGGAGGCCAAGGAGGAGGAGAGGAGCGCCGAGCAGACGGAGGAGGAAGAAGCCAAGCCGGAGAAGAUGGAGGAUGCCUGAGCGAGGACCGAGACUCGGGACAAGAUAAUCUCCCGUUUAAGGUAAUUUAUUCACUGAUUCAUCCCAUGAAGGAGGCCGAAUGCUGACUCUCUGACAAAGGAACACCCAGUGACUCAUUCAUCAGUGUCAGCUGCCGAAGAACCAUUCGCCGAAGCGGUUUCAACCCUCGAAGCUUCACGAAGCGUUUCACUCACGGUUUCGAAGCCUCAGUCAACUCCUUUUUAUCUCUUACUCGUAAACAAAUGGAAAUAAAAUAAGAAAAAUAAAUGUUACUCAAUACAUUUUUUAUAAGGAGAUUCAGCGACAUCAACGACUGUCACAAACCUAAGAAAUACUUAAUCAAAAAAUGUUAAACGACAAACUCAGUUUUAUGUAUAUAUAGGUUUACUGAUGACGUGCUGGUCAAUUUUUUUUUUUUUUUAUUUUUUAUUUAUUUAUUCUUUUUUAAUCAUGAAAUCCAUGACUAAAAGUGCACAAAAGAUUGAGCUUAAGUACUUAUGAAUGAAAGAUAGUUGUAAAGAUAUCAUGCACAAGUUACUGAUACUUAUUUGUAUAAAAUAGUUGUGUACAGUAGAAGUGGGUGAUUUUGACCCUUAUAGGAAGCUGAAGGAAAAAAUAGGAUUCUCCUGUUUAUUUCAUUUCUGUGAAUAAGUAAACAACGAAAAAAAAA